Messenger RNA from Penicillium canariense, 480 nucleotides. Its product is annotated as coiled-coil-helix-coiled-coil-helix domain-containing protein. The transcript is spliced from 4 exons. The record is from RefSeq and is a predicted model, not a curated record. Bases 1 to 480 code for a protein of 159 amino acids. NCBI's taxonomy places the organism in Eukaryota, Fungi, Ascomycota, Eurotiomycetes, Eurotiales, Aspergillaceae. Gene Ontology annotation, biological process: mitochondrial electron transport, NADH to ubiquinone.
AUGGCUCAGAGAGAUCCUCAGUUCAACCAGCAUGUCCUCGUGGACACCACCCCCAUGCCGGACCACAUCCCCAAGGUGGAGGAGGUUGGCGCCACUUCAGCAUACCUGACCAGCGCGGCGUACUUCAUUGGCGACCGCUGCAAGGCGUUCAACGACGACUUCAUGAAGUGCAAAGACGAGGGCAAGGGCCGCGGGGAGAUCGAGUGCUUGAAGGAGGGGCGGAAGGUGACGCGCUGCGCCGCUAGUGUCAUCAAGGACAUCAACACCCACUGCCUCGACCAGUUCAAGGCUCACGCCGACUGUCUCGAGAACAACAACCACUACCUCUUCGAGUGCCGCAAGGCUGAGAUGUCGCUCAACACCUGCAUCUUCGACAAGUUGGGCCUGAAGAAGACCAUCCCCGGCGCCCCCGAGAACCAGGUCCCAGUGCACUUGCGCCCCAAACAGAAGUACGCCCAGUAUCCUGGUCCGCAGUAUUAA